AUGCCGGAUCCGAAGAAUAAGGAACAAGCCCGGUCCUUUGUUGGGCUGAUUACAUACUAUGGUCGGUUUUUCCCAAACCUUAGUACGAUUUUGUAUCCGCUCAAUAACUUGUUGAAAGAUGACGUGUCCUUUGUCUGGAGUAAGGAGUGUGAGAAGUCGUUCUUGUGCGUCAAGAAGGAAAUGCAGAGUGACAGGUUCUUAGUUCACUAUGAUCCGUCGCUUCCGGUGGUUCUGGCUACCGAUGCGUCCCCAUAUGGUAUCGGGGCGGUCCUCAGCCAUCAGUACCCUGAUGGAACUAAGCGACCUUUGCAGUACGCCUCACAGACUCUUACCCGUACGCAGCAAAAAUAUUCGCAGAUUGACAAGGAAGCUUAUUCGAUCAUUUUCGGUGUUCGCAAGUUUCACCAAUGCCUCUACGGUCGCAGGUUUACCCUUGUCACGGAUAACAAGCCCAUUAGUCAGAUUUUCUCAGAAUCCAAAGGACUCCCAACUAUGUCCGCAAUGCGCAUGCAGCACUAUGCGGCAUUUCUACAGGCUUUCGACUAUAGGAUUUGCCAUCGCCGGUCAUCCGAUCAUUUCAACGCCGAUGCCAUGUCCCGAUUACCGACACCUCACACCGACCCCGAGUCGGAGAUUGAAGAGCCAGAUGCGGUUGAGGUGAAUGCAAUUCAGACGCUUCCGCUCACGGUUGAUGAGUUAGGUUCAGCUACCCUUUCUGAUGACAGUGUUCGUGAAAUCAAGUCGCUUGCACGUAGCUACUGCUGGUGGGAAGGCAUAGACAAAGACAUCGAGAGUCUUGUUAAGGAUUGUGCCUCGUGUCAGGCUGCUAAGGCUAACCUACCGAAAGUUUCGUUCCAUUGCUGGGAUACACCCUCCGAACCGUUUCAACGGGUUCAUGCGGACUAUGCCGGUCCGUUCAUGGGUUUCUACUACCUGAUUCUGAUAGAUGCGUAUUCUAAGUGGCCCGCGGUUUAUGUGGUCAAGAACAUGACUACCGAAACCACGAUUCGUUUUUGCAGGGAGUUUUUCAGUACUUACGGUCUACCUUCUGUUUUUGUAAGUGACAAUGGACCUCAGUUCACCUCCGCAGACUUCGCCAACUUUCUGAAAAUGAAUGGUAUUGUGCACAAACUCAGCUCACCGUACCACCCUGCCACAAAUGGCCAGGCAGAGUGGUUCAUACAGACGAUGAAGUCUAAGCUCAAAUCUUUGAACUGCAACCGUUCUGAAGUGCACGGCGAAAUCUGUAGUAUUCUCCUAUCGUAUCGAAAAAUGAUUCACCCUGCCACUGGAUACUCCCCCGCGAUGAUAGUUUUUGGACGCCAGAUCCGGUCUAGGCUUGAUCUUAUGAUUCCGUCAAAGGAUCCGAACCGGAGCGAAGUUCAGUCUGAAGGGAAUUGCAAAAGGGUUCUAAGAUAG
Messenger RNA from Aedes albopictus (Asian tiger mosquito), 1419 nucleotides. RefSeq lists its product as uncharacterized. The transcript is spliced from 2 exons. Gene Ontology annotation, molecular function: nucleic acid binding. Gene Ontology annotation, biological process: DNA integration. Lineage: Eukaryota; Metazoa; Arthropoda; Insecta; Diptera; Culicidae. The record is from RefSeq and is a predicted model, not a curated record. Bases 1 to 1419 code for a protein of 472 amino acids.